GCCUUUAGCAACACCUGCAUUUACCCAGCUGCUGGUGGGGUGUUCUUGCUCCUCACUGUUGCUGAUGGAUGCUCUUGCCAGCAGCACCCUGGGAUGGCUCUAUGUGGGUGUCACCACUCUUUUUGGGGUGACCAUGCUCUUUGUGGCCAAGAGGAGCCCGAUAGAGAAAAGGAACGUGCUGGUCUGGAGCCUCCUGCCCAUGGCACUGGCGCUGCUGUGCGCGGCCACGCUGGGCGCUGCUGGGGGACUGGGGGUGCUUUGUGCCACGAGCAUCAUCUCCGCUGUGUACCUGGGCGCUAGGACAAUGCUGCCCGUGGGUGACAAAGCUGUGCUCAUCACAGGAAGCGACACUGGGUUUGGACAUGCACUGGCUAAAUACCUGGAUAACUUAGGUUUUGUUGUGUUUGCUGGAGUUUUGAAUAAGGAUGGACCUGGAGCUGAGGAACUGCGACAAACCUGUUCUCGGAGACUCUCUCUCCUGCAACUGGACAUAACCAAUGCCACCCAAGUCAAGGAAGCCUAUGUAAAAGUCUCAGAGAAGGUGCAAAAUACAGGACUCUGGGGAGUGGUGAACAAUGCGGGGGUCCUGGGUUUGCCGGCCGAUGGUGAGCUGCUGCCCAUGAGCAUGUACAGGCAGUGCAUGGAGGUGAACUUCUUCGGGGCUGUGGAGGUGUCCAAGACCUUCUUACCAUUACUUCGAAAAUCCCAGGGGAGGCUGGUUAACAUAUGCAGCAUGGCAGGAGGCAUUCCACUACCAAAGUAUGCUGCGUACGGUGCGUCAAAAGCAGCUCUGUCCAUGUUUUCUGGGGUAAUGAGACAAGAGCUUUCCAAAUGGGGAGUUAAAGUUGCUGCAAUUCAUCCAUCAGGCUUCCGAACAGGUAUCCUGGGUACCUCUGAACUGUGGGAUAAGCAAGAAAAGGAGCUGCUGGAGAAUCUCCCAGCAGACACAAGGCAAGACUAUGGUGAGGACUAUCUCCUGGGGCUGAAGAGCUACCUCCCGCAGCUGGUCCCGCACUGCAACACCGACCUCUCCCCCGUGCUGAGUGCCAUCCUGCACGCCUUGCUGGCCAGGAGACCACACGGCUUGUACACCCCCGGUAGAGGGGCUUAUAUAUUCCUCUGCAUCUUCUGCUACUUUCCCCUCUGGUUCUAUGACUUUUUCAGUAGCAGGAUGCCGAGUACCGAGUCUGUCCCGAGGGCACUGAGAACGUGGGAAGCCGAGCGCAAGCAUUUCUAAAGUGUCCACUGGUGUUUGUCUUACUUGAUGAGGUAACUGGGGAAAAACCUCUAUUUUAAGGCAUUGCUAUAUAUUAUACUGUCUUUGUUAAAUUGCAUUUACACUGCCUUGCAGACAGAGGUAGAUCUUUGUGCUAAGAGUAAUGUUCAGGAAAAGUGGUGGAUAAACAGAAAGCUAUUCCCAGAUGGGGCUUUUUUGGAGGAAUUUCAGUGUUUUCCUGAUGUCUCUGUAUUCUGCCUUCUGUGUAAAGUAUCUCAUGAGGUUAUAUAGUUCAUAUCUGCUUUGAAAGGCACCACCAGCAUGCAGAGAGAUGUCUAAUCUGUUUUUUUGUAAGACAGAGCAAAAAAAAUGCUUGAGCAUCCACAACCUUCUUAAGCAUUAGAAGCAGCUGCAUAUAUUCCUAUCACUUGAAAUUUUUAAAAUUUCUAAUCCCAAUCCUUCUCACAACAGUUUCAGCCCAAUAUGGAUUUACUUUGUUUCUAUUGCUGUUGGACGUGAGAAAUGAUUGACCUUUUUUCCCCAAGUUUGUGAAUAUAGUUGUUGUGUUUAUAAUGUGUCCUUUUUGCUACACUAAGCAACAUAAAUUAAUUGGGGGGAAAAAAUGAACAAAGAUCAAGACCUUCAUAAAGAAGCAAACAAUCUCCUUCCUACAGUAUUAUAAGAAGUAGUCAUAAGCAUAUCAGCUGCUAAUUUGAUAUCAGCGCCUUGGUCAUUUUGUACAUUGCCUGUAUAUGCUUGUGCAUUAAUAAAUUCUGAUCUCACUUCUGCUUGCUGUACAAUUCCUUACUCUGUGCUCAAUUUAUGAAGCAUGCACAAUUUUUGCCUGUUUCUCCUGACACCUUCCUGUCUCUCCCUCUGCUUUGGGAGAGUUUGUGCUCUCUCUUCUAAGACCAGUCAGUCUUCAAGUUGGCUCUACUGGAGUCCAGUGUCUAUCUUCUGAUAGAUUUUUGGUUGCUCUGCUUUCCUGAAUUCAUUCUAGGAGCAUCAGGUGCCCGCCCUGCUGCUGCUUGUCCCUCUGCCCUAUACCAUGGAACCCUCACCCACACCAAGAGGUUGGGCAGCCCACCUGUAUUUUCCUACUGCUUUUCCCUUUUUCCAUUGCCCAUCACAUCAUUGGGCUUUGAAAGGCUGGGAUAUUUUGAAAGCAAUCCUCCUCCCCUGCGUUCCCUGGUUUGUCCAUCUGUCCUGUGCCUUGCUUUGUGAAGAUGCAUUACUUUUCACGUGAUAGAAAACUGGAAGUCAUUAUAUUCUGGGCUUUAAAUGUAGAUGUACUUUUUUCCCCAGUCAUUUCUGAACAAAUUCUAGUAUUCUGUCAUAAUCCUACUCAUGUGAUGUACUUUUGCAAUCAGCUGAACAAAUUCACAAUUUAAUUUACACCUGUAGUAUUUUUUCCACCUCCUCCUGCGUCUUUUACAUCAACGCAACACUCCUGUAAAUGCACAGAGGAUGCUCAGCAGGUUUGAUCCAUGAUUUUAAUUUGUGCCCCAAUGUGGAAAUCCUCCUCUCCUGUAAUUAUUACUGCUUUUCCUACUGAGGCUCAUAUCCCUGUGCAUUUACAUCAGUCCCACUGUUACAGACUUUUGUUUUACUUUGAGAAGGUGUGACCAAAAAUGUUUUUAACUUGGGGAAAAUCUGUGCUUCUUUCUAUUUCACUGUCUUUCUCCUUUAGUUACUUUCCAAAUUUAUCUGUCAGCAAAAGUGCAUAAUAAAAAAUAUUAUUUAGAAA
Columba livia (rock pigeon) is the source of this 2963-nucleotide messenger RNA. RefSeq names its product hydroxysteroid 17-beta dehydrogenase 2 (gene HSD17B2). The coding region runs from base 65 to 1237 and encodes 390 amino acids. Gene Ontology annotation, molecular function: testosterone dehydrogenase (NAD+) activity; estradiol 17-beta-dehydrogenase [NAD(P)+] activity. The record is from RefSeq and is a predicted model, not a curated record. NCBI's taxonomy places the organism in Eukaryota, Metazoa, Chordata, Aves, Columbiformes, Columbidae. Gene Ontology annotation, cellular component: intracellular membrane-bounded organelle. The transcript has 5 exons. Gene Ontology annotation, biological process: steroid metabolic process.